AUUCGCUUCAUCCUGAUCCAGAACCGGGCGGGCAAGACGCGCCUGGCCAAGUGGUACAUGCAGUUCGACGAUGACGAGAAGCAGAAGCUGAUCGAGGAGGUUCACGCCGUGGUCACCGUCCGGGACGCCAAGCACACCAACUUCGUCGAGUUCCGCAAUUUCAAGAUCAUUUACCGUCGCUACGCCGGCCUCUAUUUCUGCAUCUGCGUCGACGUCACCGACAACAACCUGGCCUACCUG
Messenger RNA from Zonotrichia albicollis (white-throated sparrow), 240 nucleotides. Lineage: Eukaryota; Metazoa; Chordata; Aves; Passeriformes; Passerellidae. The record is from RefSeq and is a predicted model, not a curated record.